Molecule: messenger RNA, 1444 nt
Organism: Trichoplusia ni (cabbage looper)
Lineage: Eukaryota; Metazoa; Arthropoda; Insecta; Lepidoptera; Noctuidae
Product: general odorant-binding protein 1-like
Exons: 3
Coding region: 222-719 (165 amino acids)
Molecular function (GO): odorant binding
Source: RefSeq, a predicted model, not a curated record
GCUAACUACUAAUAACGUUUCUAUUAACAGGCAUGGUGUUCUAAGAAAACCUACAUUUCCUUGACAAAUUAGCUCGCAUUAACUAUGACUUGCUGCCCAUAAUCAUGUCAGUUUGACAGCUGAAACCACUAUACCAUCAGACACGCCCUCGACAGCUGGUAAUUAAACCUCGUAUAAAAGGCAAAGCCUACUGAACUUGUAACAGAUAGCUGGCAGACAAGAUGGCGGACUCAAGAUGGCGGGUGUUGUGCUUCGUCUGCGCGGCGUUGUUGUCAAGUGAGGUGCUGGCGUCCAAAGUGCUGAUGACCAAGAUGACUACCGGCUUCACUGAAGUCGUAGACCAGUGCAGAAAAGAAUUAAACUUGGGCGAGAGUGUUCUGCAAGACAUGUACUACUUCUGGCGCGAGGAGUACCAGCUGCUGGACAGGAACUUCGGCUGCCUGGUGCUGUGCAUGUCGGAGAAGCUGGAUCUGGUGGGCGAUGACAAACGCCUGCACCACGGACGCACCGCUGAGUUCGCCAAGACGCACGGAGCUAGUGACGACAUAGCACAGAAGCUGGUGACGAUGCUGCACGAGUGUGAGAAGGUGUACCACGAGACCGAGGACCAGUGCGUCAGGGUGCUCGACGUCUCCAAGUGCUUCAAGACCAAGAUCCACGAGCUCAACUGGGCGCCCAACAUGGAGAACUUGAUGGAAGAGGUCAUGACCGCCGCCUAGGGCGAGCUGACCGAAUCGAUGACCUGGGAGGACCACCUCUUAGGGCAACAAAACUUGUAUUAUUGCUAUUGCAGAAGAGAGAUGCCGCUCUACCCCUUGCAGAGUGCUGUCUUUCUUCCGCAAUUACAAUUAUAGAACUCGGGUCUCAACCUCCCAGAUCAAGACCAAGAUGCAUGAAAUCGGACUGAUUGAUAAUAUAAAUAAGGUAGGGGAUAUAGCUGAGAAAUAAAUGAAAAAAAAAGACUGCAAAACUAGAUGACAGGGCAAGAAACAGAUUUUCCUGGUUUUGGGUUGUAAAGGGUGAAUAGUAAAUUAGUAAUGUAGACUUACUGAAGUCUAGUGGGUAUCCAGUGUCUACGUGGUGGCAGCUCUAAUAUGUUUUGUUUGCAUGCAAUUUAAGUCAAUAGUAAAACUUUUGACUGUUAAUAUUGUUUUAUUUAUCACAAUUAUACACUCAUCUACUUUAGACCAAUGCUAAAGCUUCAUCGAAUUUCAUCCAACAUUCCGUGUUUGAUGUACAAAAACGAUCUGUUUUGCAGUUUUUUCGUAAGUUUUCAAAUGCGAGAAUUCUUAUCGUAUGUUUGUGCAAUACAGAGACAUAGUUACGCCUGUUAUAAUUGGUAUGGUGCGAUAUACAAAGAGACUGACAAAACACGAAAAGGCGGACGAUUCUUUAAGUAUAGGCUCUGAAAAGCCACUAUGAUUGAGUACCCGCUUAUCCGCAC